Molecule: messenger RNA, 7465 nt
Organism: Porites evermanni
Lineage: Eukaryota; Metazoa; Cnidaria; Anthozoa; Scleractinia; Poritidae
Source: the annotation of a GenBank genome assembly
GACCAUCUUCCUGAACUGACGUUUGAGGAUGUUAAAAAUGUUACGUGGAACUGCAGUAAUUAUCCUCAGACGCCACAGGUAUGUUUUUCAGAUUUAAUGUUUUUAAGGGAUCCCUGGAUUUUUUUUUUACGAAAUAUACUCUGACUCAUUAUGUAAACAUACCCAUACUUUUACCCAUCCUAAAAGCUUUAGAAACUUGGGAAAUACAUGCAAAUUUUCUGAUUCAUACAUGUAUAAAUACUAAAUAGCUUCUGUUCAUUACUAUGAAUUAUUGUUACUCUAUGUAAUGAUAAAAGAGGUACCUACAGUGUAUUUGUAGUCAUGAUACUACUGUUUAAUAUUAACAAACUGCUCUACUGAUUAGGACUGCUUGAGACUGUGUAGUGUUGUUUCUCGCGUAGUUUCAAUUUGAAAAUCUGUAAAUAAUAAUUUUUCCUGAAGUAUCUAAUACUCCUAACAAAAAGCAUGUGAAAAAGACCUCUCAAAAUGCAGAUUUCAGACUGCAUGAGAGAGCUAUUUUUUUCAAAAUGGGCAGUUGACUGCCCUUGGUAAAAAAAAUGGUCGAAGCAUGUAUAGUACUUCCAGUAAACCCUGGGGCACAGUUGUUUCCUUUCCUUUAUUCAGUUUGGUUUAACUGUGGUGGUAGCCUGAGUAUCAGGCCUUCCUAAGGGGCUAGGGGAGAGGAGAUUUUAGAUGGGGGAGGGGGGAGGGGGAGAAGAGAAAGGAAGGCCUGACACAAAACCAUUCAGCAAAUCAUGUGACACAUCCAAAAUCUGGAUGUGGUAGUGAUUGGAUAACACACAAUACCCACUGACGUCAACGACCACAUGAGCGAUCGGCAAGGAGAAACCACUGAAAUUUUUCAAAGAUGUUUUGAUUUCAUAUUACCGGUAUGUGAUACUUUUAUGGACAGAGACGCAGAGAGGAAUUCAAAGAGGCUCUAGAGGGUGCUCUCAAGUUCUUUCCUGGAAUAAAAAUAAAACCCGAGCAAGAAGUGUGUUUUCAAGGCCUCGUAGUUUAAAGGAAAGAUGUACUCGGAGUAUGGAAAAGCCUCAUAUACCAGCUUCUGCCGACACUAUGUCCGAGUAUUGGUUUCACAAGACCGGGACAAAGAAGAAGAAAUCAGUGUUUCAGAUAUCUAAGUUCUGAUUUACAACAUCCUGCCGUUAAAAGGGUAUUGUUACUGUAAAUCAAAAUAGAGCGAGGUAGCCAUGUAUUGAGAUAACCGACAGCACCAAUGCUUUUAAAAUGCUUGACUUUGCUAGUGGCGGUUACGAUAGCGUACGUGAUUGGAAUUCGUUCACUUCCUGUUCCAAAAUUUUCUCACUUUUGAAAUGUCUUAAGCUCAAGCGGGUGCCAUCAUAUUUCGCCAACGGGAUUGAACUUUGCUAUAGGCUCUCACUUCUUUUUGAACUUGUAACAGCUUUCACGAGCUCUCUGUGAAGUGGUGGAAUUUGCUGCUGCUUGAUAAUUUCUAGGCAUAGGUGUUUCACCAUCGCACCUUCCUAUUUAUUCUUGCAGCUCCUCUCAACCACCCGAGAAUACGAGGGAUAACAUUAGCUUUUUAGCUGCCAGACAAGCGCCUGAUGUAACUCUGUAAACAAAAGCAAUUUACAAUUUUCCGGGCAAACGUUUAUUUACAAACAGAGCGUUGGCGAUCUUACACUAGCACAAUUUCUAAAACAUGUAUAAUUCCUCAAAAACACGUAUUCGAAAACGCCUCAUUAAAGGUUUCAGAAAAAAGCGAAAUCGUAACAACACAAGCACCGGAGCUCGGCCAGACCGUAAAGUGAGAUUUAUUUUAGGCGAGCUUUUUGACACGUGAAGCUGACAACCCAAUGACCGGAAGUGAUUUUGAUUGGAUGAUAUCGAAUCAUGCUGUGUGGGGGUGGAAGGCUCCAGUAAAAGCAUCUGUGUCAGGCGUUUCUCUCCUUCAGCUCUCUCCCUUUUUCGCUUCCAUCUUUCCCCUUUUCCCCAGAAACGCCUGAUACUCAGGCUACUGUGGUGGUGGUGGGGGGAGGUAUUUGGCAUGUGAAAACAUAUCUGGGGGAGUACAGUCUGAUUGUCAAGUAUUCAAAAAAAAUAACUUUCCAACCCUACUCCAAGGGCUAAGCCUUUCUGUAGAUCACAUGGCCCUAGAUGCAUAAUGAACUUAAGUUAAACUGUGCCAAGCUGCAGCUAACAGUGGUGUGAUCUAAACAUUUUUGCUUUGUAUCUUGUGGUAUAGGCCAUAGAAGAAAAUGCCACAAAGUCCAUGUGUUAUAACUAUGAUGAUGUAAGUAUUUCAAACUAAAUUUGCUCUCUACUAUACACCUUAUUCCAAAAUGGUAGCAAUACUACUUUCAUUUCUGUUUAUGUUAUCUUUGUAUCAUGCAGUCAUAACAAAGUUUAAAAUAACAAUAUAAUAAUUUUGAAAGUGUUUUCUUUUCUGCACACCUACAUCCAUAAUUUAUGACUGUAAUAUAUCAAGCAUGAGAUCCAUUGUUUCACCACCAGAUGAAACACCAAGAAGAGAGUUGAAAAUAUGACACACAGUGGAGUAUUUUUCAUGAACUUUGAGGUGCUUCAUCUGUUGAUGAAACACUGUGUCGAAUGCUUGAUAUUACUUCUCAAACAAAAUGAUUUUACAAGGAGAAAUUAAGGAUGCAAAAAUGAGCAGUUUUUCAUCUGAUUUCCAAACAAUCAUAAAACAUUAAUUUCCUUUGUAUUCUUUUUAAAUUAUUAAUGAGUUAGAGUUGGCUUUUUUGUAAAAAGUCAAGAGAGAAAGGGUUUUUAUUACAAAAAUUGCGGACAUGUACAUCACUAUAUACAUAAUUAUAUUUGUGUUAUUUUUUCUUUUUAGCCAUUUGUUUGUGUACGAGACCCAUUGCACUGUCAUCACAGGGAAAACAGGUGAGUUAAUUAAACAUAAAAUAGUAUUACUGCCAUUGCAUAGAGUUAAGCAGUCCUACUUCUAGUGUAAGAAGACACCAAAAACUUCGUAAGGGAUUGAUAAUUAUUAUCAUUAUCAUAAUUAUUACACUUAUAAGUAGUAUUAAUUAUUAGUGAGGAAGGGGUUAAUUUUCAGUCCCUCCAUGACCAUUAAUCAAUUAAUAUUAUGAGUAUACCACUUGUUGAGAAUAAAACAUGUUGUCCUAGCUAGCUGACAUAUCUUGCAAAUCUUAAUCUUGCAUUUGUUUCCAUGCAAAAAAAUAAUUUCGGGUUUCAGUGACUGUAUUGUAAAAGAGGAGUGAAAGUGAUAAUAUAUAAAGUUGUAACUGUCUAAUAAAUUGUUUUCUCUUGCUUUAAGUGACAUGAGAUUUGUUACAAGGCCCCAGUAUGGAGAUUAUAAAUACCUUCCAAAGUCAUUGUGGCUUAGUGUUGUUUUGGUGAGUACGUACUUUUAUGUACUUGUGACACUAAGGGCCUGUUUACAUGGAGAUGAGAGUCCCCAGGUAGGUGAGGUAACCCGUGGCAGGUCACCUCACCUGUCAUGUAAACAUGAUCAAAUUAAAAUAAGAGAUUAUAUGGACAGAUGGGUUACCUCACCUAAGUAGGUUACCUCACCUACCUGGGGUCCCCCUCCUCCAUGUAAACAGGCCCUAAUUUUGCAUACUGACACAGAACGUUCUCCUGGAAAAGGGAAAUUUUUUAUCAGCAGUUUAGUCUCAAACUCAAAAUGUUAGCGUCUGAAUAAUUGUUUUGUGGUGGAAAAAUCUACUCUGUGAAAUUCAGUUUUUUAAUUAAUUUCCUCAUACAAAAAUACAGGGACAAAGCAAAAAGAAAUAAUUAUGAUAAUAAUAAUAGUAAAUAUUAUAAAGAAAGAAAGAAAGAGGGGGAAAAGGUGCUAAAACAGAACAGUGCCAAAUACAGUGGUUACAAAUCCACUUAAUUUUUACAGUGCUACUUAAUUACAAAUAGAUGCUAUUACAUUUCCUUAAAGAAUUGGUUAAGAGAAUUUGUUUGUAUAUGAAAGCUUUUCCCAUCAGGUGAUUAUUUUAUUAAUUCUCACAACUUUUCCCCUUGAUUAUGUAUUGGUUUUGUUGGGAGAAAAUUGACUUAAACUGAACUUGGCCACUAUGUGGAGGUGUUCGCCACUGUUAGUUCAACUCCACUACCAUACUUGAAAAUAGCCUAUUGGUUUGAUUCUUGCCAAUUGAUUUUUUUUUUGGACGUUUUGUCCAUUUUGACACAUUUCUUUGAUCACCCUAGAAAGGUUGAUUUUAACUGUAUGUAUUUAAGUGAUUUACAGUUUAACCUCCACUAACCAACAGCCACCUCUCUUUCACAACCACAUUUUUCUCUCGCGAUGGACAGUCCAUACAUUGACUCUUGUUUAAAACCUCUCUACAACUGCCACCUCUCCACAAUGACCACUUUUUUCUGCCCCCAAGGUGACUGUAUGUUGAGAAGAGGUUCAAAAGUAUUUCAUUUCCCUCAUCGGUGAUAUUAUUUCGCUCAUAUUUUUUCUCCACUUCAUAGCAUGGUGGAGUAGCAUUCUUGUACCAUCCAUGUGCGAGACAAGAUCUGAUAGAUCAGUUAAAAAGAAUGGCUGUCAGCUGUCUUCACAGGCAUGUCAUUACACCCUAUGAACGACUAAGCCCCUGCAAGGUAAACAUUACUAUUUUAAUUCACAGCAAGCCACUAACCUGUCUUUGGACAUUCUUUUGGAAACUGGGAGACUAUUUUUGUACAUGGAAGACCUUGAAGCAUUAGCCAUGAUAUAUAUUUGGCCCAUUAUCAUUUAGACAUUUUAUUUUAGAUCUUAAAAUUAUUCUGUUUUCUGAGACUUGACUUCCUGAGGCUAAUUAAACAAAUUAAUAGUGAUAAAUAUUGUUAAUUGUAUUAUUGCAAUUUGUGCUGGCAAAAGGGUGCUCCACUUACUUAAAUUGCAGUACCCAAUCUCAUGUUUCUUAAUGAGCGGAGUAAUAGAGUGUAUUCACACACGUGGCCAGCUUCUAUGCAAAUUUAUAGGAACAAAAGAAAUUAUUUUACUUAAGAAAAGAGUCCAACUCCCAAAGGAUUUGUUUGGAACACCGAUAUGGCUGCCAUGUCAUUGUUUUGGAACACCAAUAUGGCUGCUGUGAUGUCAUGUGAAUACGCUCUAUUGCCUCUUAUUCAGCCAGAAUCUUCAAGGGUUGGUUCAUGUCUUUUCAACACACAAUUUUUUACUAGUAACACUGUAAUUAAAAUGAUUCACAUAAAUUCAUUUGAUCCUGAAGGUGACAAAAUUUAUCAAUCCCUAUAUCUGUUAUACUUCCAUCUCUUAAAUUCCCACUGGCCUCUUGGGUUUGCUUCUUUCGUGUUCAUUCUAACUUCCUUGCUGACCAUUUCAUCUUUCUUUUUUUUUAAACUGUUUAGCCUAUUGCCAUGGUUGCCUGGAGCUGCUUUUACUCAUCAUCGGAGUUGAACAUUUCAGAAGGAAAACUUUGGAUCAGGGAGAAGGCCAUGAGAGGUCCAGCAAGCCAUGUGUCGGAAAAUGGCCAGUAUACUGAUGGACUCAUAAAGCCAGCAGCAACAGUUUCAGAUAAGCUUGACACUNUAUACUUCCAUCUCUUAAAUUCCCACUGGCCUCUUGGGUUUGCUUCUUUAGUGUUCAUUCUAACUUCCUUGCUGACCAUUUCAUCUUUGUUUUUUUUUAAACUGUUUAGCCUAUUGCCAUGGUUGCCUGGAGCUGCUUUUACUCAUCAUCGGAGUUGAACAUUUCAGAAGGAAAACUUUGGAUCAGGGAGAAGGCCAUGAGAGGUCCAGCAAGCCAUGUGUCUGAAAAUGGCCAGUAUACUGAUGGACUCAUAAAGCCAGCAGCAACAGUUUCAGAUAAGCUUGACACUGAUCUUUGUCCAGACAACAUAAAGGUCUGUAUUUAUGGUCUAUUUUGAUCAUCUUGUAUAUUUUUAUGUAUAGUAGUGUAUGAUAUUGGGUUUGGAACAAAGAGAAAUUAUAAAAGAAAACAAAAAUAAGAUCAAACCACAGAAUGUGCUUGUGUAGUGUACAGUAAGUACUGUUUAUAAAAACGAGCAGGAGUUAUCAUCAGGUUUAAAAACUCAAGGUGAAGCUGGAUUGUUUACACCUGAUAAUACGCAACUGUGAGUUUUUUGAAUGGCUUCAAAAUCUCUGAUAUAGAACAACUCAUUCUUGCACUGAUAUUUAGAUUCGGGGUCAUUUUGGUCUAAAAAUUUUUGAGGUAAAGUUAAGCUGUGUCUCUAUCAGAUAUAAAGACACUCAUUAAACAGAAAAUAUCUUUUGUUUUUUCUUUAUGAAUUAUCAUUGGGUUUUUUAACAAUAUUUGCAUCUUUAUAACAAUGAAAUACCGUAUGUUGUAUUUAUUGUAAUGUAGGAUGUAGGAUGGUACUUUUCUCUACCAUAGGCAGGAACCAAACAUCAACAGGCAAACUGAAAUGCCCUCUGUCACACAAUUGAUAUGGGUUUGCCUGAACCUGACUGCGACAGCCCCUCCCCCACUCCCCCCUUCUGUGCUCUUCAUAAAAAAAAAAGAACUACUAUAACACAAGUGACCACAUUACAGUUGGCGUGAGAUACUUCACUUGUGUCUUCCAUAAGCUGUAGAAAAAGAAGUAAGAGGGAUCUGGACAAUGGGUUUGAAAGAGUGCUAAUCAAACAUAAUUUUUAUGGGGAGUAAAGACACAGAGAAUUACGCGACAGUUUUCAGUUACUCAUGGUUUAAAUUUCACCUUCAACAGUGUAAAACUUGACACUUUUCUGACCUCAGUUUAUUCUCUCAUGCACUCAUGACUACAGAAUUUUGGUCCUAGGAAGUUUUCAUACGUACCUGGGUUUCUUUGGUUUGCCAACACGACAAUGUGUAUCUUAGUGAAUUUUCUGAUACCAUAGGCUUUGAGGCCUUCUAACAAGGUAGGGAAUUAAAGGGAAGGCUGAACAAAUAAGCAAGAAAAAGGGUACCAGGAGGAACAUGAUAAUAGGGUGUGGUUUUAGGGAGCUCUGUUUACAUCGUGCCCUCCACGCUUUAGACUAUGAUUAAUAUGAUUGUCAUCAAUCAUAAGAUAAGUGAGUAAUGUCGAUAUUGAUUUGUUUUCAGUCUAUGCUUCCUUUGUCACAAGAGCGUGAAAACAGUCAUUCCCAUGAAACACAACAUGAUCCAUCUCAAAAUGACUGGUCAAAAGACAGUGAGAAGUCCAUCUCAAUACAAAAUUCAAAACUUGAAGAAGUAUUUAUUGUGAAUGAACAAAUCUCAAACAAUCGUAAAGUCGAUACUUCUAAUGCCGCUUGGGCCUUGGGGAGUUUGAUUUUUCUCUGUGCAAUUCUUGGUGGCAUGUUGAUCUACACACGGCCAUGGAAAACCAGAAACCAUUGGUGGAGAAUGGACGAUUAUAAUAGCAACACUAAAUUCAGUUUCAUGAAAACAAGAGGGCUUCGGUGGAAAAAUAGAAUGUCUCCAGGCAAAAGGACAUCAGGGUAUUCCCGUUUACUAACUGCUAUUCCAGAGGAAUUAGAAGAUGAUAUCUAG